GCCUUAUUUCAGUAAGAUAAUCUCAGUUCACUGAAAGGGAUAGACAAUUCAGUUUGCACCAAUAAAUAACAUCUGAAAAAAUGAAAACGUUGGGUGUGAUCAUAGCAGCUUUUGUUCUGCAAACCGCACAUUCUGCUGAAGUAACUUUACCUGCAAAUCAAGUAGCCAAUCCUAAUCAGAUAUUUACUUUUGUGUGUAUCACAAAUCUGACAGAUACAGAGGAGGAUGAAAAUUACAACAUUAAAUGGAAAAAGAACAAUGAGCUUAUUGCAGUAAAUAACACAGUGCUAAGGUACAGUGGACAGAUUUCUAGUGUCAGAUCCCCUACCCAGCAUCAACUAAUAAUAUACAAUGUUAGUGCAGAAGACAGGGGAAUGUACACUUGCAUCUUGGAGUUCACAUCUUCAGAUCUUCCUUCCACAAAUUCCUCAACAAACUUACUUAUUAAUGGUUACUUGCCCAAACCAUUCUGCACAAAGCCUGUAAGCUAUGAAACAGGACCGACUACACUAGUGUGUUUGUCUGAAGUAAGUAUUCCUAUAGUGAAGAUACAACUGCUUAAUAGUACAACAGGAGGUAUUGUAGCAGAGGUUGUCCCAGAUACCAAUGUUGGUAUUUUCAAAUUGGAACACACAAUUGAUGUCAAUGAGAUUGGAGAUGGUCAGUUUACAUGCAGAAGCAGUUUCAAAGAUCACAAUCUCCCUGAAACUAAGGAAUGUUUGAUUCAAUAUUCAGAUAUUAUUCCUUCAACAACUGAGACUACAUAUGAAAUGCAGACAACAGGCAACAAUAAAACAAGGAUAAUAACAGUUCAGUCUGAAAAUAUGACAGCACCAAAGAAACAGCUUCAACAGCCUAUUCUAGAUGGUUCCAACCUGAUCAUUACUCUGUCUCUAUGCUCAGCAUUUCUAAUUGUAUGUAUCAUUAUUAUUUGUCUACUAUGCAAGAAAAAAUCAUGCUCUACAAAAGAAAGAGAAAAACAUGAUUACACACAAUGUGUUCCAAUAAGCAUCCAUUCAAUUGAUGGAGUGGAAACCAAAACCUCAAUUCAUAACACCUAUGAAAUGAAAAGUAUGCGCAAUAAAGGAGAAGUUCAAAUAGUUUUACAAGAAAUGCGUCCCUACCAUGGUAAAGGGUUACAAAACUUUUCUAAUGUUGUGGAAAGACAUAUGCAAAGAAGUCUUUCAAUGGAAGCAAUAGAGGGCGGCACACAAGGAGAUUACACUGACAUUGGGCCAUCCCGUUGGUACUGACAAGGUAUCCUCACUAAAGAAUUUGAAAGAGAAUUGUGGCAAAUAAAACAUGCAACAAAUGAAGUAAAUGAGCAAGAGGAUCAUUACUAUGCAUCAACAGAUUAUUAUCCAGAAGAUAAUUCUUAUAAACCAGCAGAUAUUAUAGUUUAUGCCUAUACAGAAGAUAACCCAAGUUACCAAUCUCCAGACUAUCCACAAGAGAUGAAUUUAAACAAAUCUGCAGAUGAUCAAUAUGCCAAUGAUCAGCACCAUGAAUCUACUGAUCAUCAGAAGAAAGAUCGACUGCCAGAGCUUAAUUACCAAGAGAGAUCUUCAGACAACCCUGUGGAGACUCAUCAGUACGAGUCUACAGACCUAGAAAUUAAUCUGCCCAAUACUUAUUCAGACUAUUCUUCUUUAACUGAUGAAGCACAUUAUGAAAAUUUAAAUUUAUUGGGUGAAAGUUUGAUGUGUUCAAAUGAUUAUACUCUUGAAGAUAAUCCUUGUUAUCAGUCAACAGAUAAUUCAAGAGAUCAUAAAAACUUGACAGAUUAUCUACAGGAGGAUAAUCCUUGUUAUGUUACAGUUUGACAAGCCUGGCUAUGGGUGAACUAGUUGAGUGAAUUGUAUAGGAAUAAGAAGAAACAUGUCUGAUUUUUCUUUAAUUAAAUCUUGGUUCAUUACACUUAAAUGUGUUGCUUUUAGCUUCUUUUCGAUCGUUUA
Anneissia japonica is the source of this 1955-nucleotide messenger RNA. RefSeq lists its product as uncharacterized. Bases 81 to 1253 code for a protein of 390 amino acids. Lineage: Eukaryota; Metazoa; Echinodermata; Crinoidea; Comatulida; Comatulidae. The record is from RefSeq and is a predicted model, not a curated record. The transcript is spliced from 2 exons.